Perognathus longimembris pacificus (Pacific pocket mouse) is the source of this 648-nucleotide messenger RNA. It is a transcript of the gene Fate1, whose product is annotated as fetal and adult testis expressed 1. The transcript has 5 exons. NCBI's taxonomy places the organism in Eukaryota, Metazoa, Chordata, Mammalia, Rodentia, Heteromyidae. Gene Ontology annotation, cellular component: mitochondrial outer membrane; mitochondria-associated endoplasmic reticulum membrane contact site; endoplasmic reticulum. The coding region runs from base 1 to 648 and encodes 215 amino acids. The record is from RefSeq and is a predicted model, not a curated record. Gene Ontology annotation, molecular function: ubiquitin protein ligase binding. Gene Ontology annotation, biological process: negative regulation of mitochondrial calcium ion concentration; negative regulation of apoptotic process.
AUGGCAGGUAACCCUGCCACCAUCAAGGAGGAGUUAGAAAUGUCCCUGGCUGAGGACUCGGUGCCGGAAAACCAGCCACAAAGCCAAGAGAACAUGGCGAUCACAGAAAUGAUAGAGCGUGGACCCUGGUCUCCAGGUGUUUCUCAAAGGAGACAGAAGUUGGAAUCAAAAGCUGCUCCUUCUGGUGCACACUGGACUACGUCUACCUCCCGUGUCAAGAAAACGGGACAUCACUCACAGCUGCCCAGGAUGCAAAGAGACCAAGGCCAUGGGGAAGCCCAUGAGAAUCCUGGCCAUGCCCCAAGCAUGAGAUACAGCUAUGAUCGAAGGGAAGGAUUGGAGGCCAAUACAGUCACUCUGCAAGAAGCUCCCUGCAUUAUCUCCUUGCUACUGGCCUUACAUUGGGCCAGCAGCAAACUGACUGUUUUUCCCGCCGGCAGCCCUGCAACAAGUUUGGUGGCAGAGAUAGGCCUGGAGGAGCUCACUGGACUGGAGAUGGAAGUCAUGAGACGACAGAUGCAGGUGAUCACUGCGCGCCUGCGUGUUCUGGAGGACCAUGAUGCCACCUGGCGCUACAAGGAGACUUUGCUCUUCACCCUGCUGGUGUCUGCCUGCAUUGUCAACCUGUGGCUGUGGAUUCGCCAGUAA